Sclerotinia sclerotiorum 1980 UF-70 is the source of this 318-nucleotide messenger RNA. RefSeq lists its product with no specific name. The record is from RefSeq and is a predicted model, not a curated record. The transcript is spliced from 2 exons. NCBI's taxonomy places the organism in Eukaryota, Fungi, Ascomycota, Leotiomycetes, Helotiales, Sclerotiniaceae. The coding region runs from base 1 to 318 and encodes 105 amino acids.
AUGGCGUUUCUUCUUCAUCACCCUCCCCUAAUUUCAAUCUCCAUAUUUUCCGUCUAUUGCGGAGAUGUGGGAGGUGGGAUGCCCAGUAAUCACAUCCUGGACUCUUGUAGGUUAAGUUGUGCCGAGCGAGUCCUUUGCAAGCGGGAACGGGAAAUGACAGAUGUGCUUGAGUCACUACUCGUCACUCCCUUACACUAUCAAGUAUCGUCUGCGUGUUGGACUCGAGCUCAUACAUCUGCUAUGCGGUAUGCGGUAUGCGUGGACGGCUCGAGUAUGUAUGUCAUGGAAUAUCGACUUUUGACCUAUCAUGAUUUUUAG